This is a messenger RNA of Notodromas monacha, 1621 nucleotides long. Lineage: Eukaryota; Metazoa; Arthropoda; Ostracoda; Podocopida; Cyprididae. The record is from the annotation of a GenBank genome assembly.
UCAUUUGUCUUUUUAGAGCCGAAUAGUGGUUGUGUUUAAUUGAUUGACUGAGAGGAGAGAAAAGGAAAGAAGUGUGUGUGAGAUGUGUGGAUGACGAGUCAUGGAAGUGGCGUACACAUCGACGAGUGACGCGGAGGCGAGGCUAGAGAGCGUGUUCCCGUGGAUCCGGUUGAGUCCAGUGUUUAGCGAUUUGAGCAGUGUUUCUGGCCUGGUGGCCAGAGGACCCGAGGAAGCUGGCAAGUUUCUGGGCCACCUGGACCCGUGUUGCGAGAUCGACACCGACUCCUGGGGCCCGAUCUUCAGGUACCUGGAAAGUCAGUUGAAGACUAGUUGCGGCUACGAAGCAGAACCCGAAGCCGUGGUGGGAGUGGAUUGGAAUUCGGUGCCGAGUCUCGUGGUGUGGCUCAGGUUCUUCCGCCUGGCCCUGGUGCACAGUGUGCAUUGCGAAUCCCGAGUGGGCAACAUCAAGGCCAUCCGAUCCCAGUUGCCCGACGGCGUGCAGCGGGAAUUGAUGACCCAGAUUUCCCAGGUGCAGGGCCAGUGUUUGCGAGGCGAGUCCCAGGACGACCUCAGGUCCAGCAACCCGUCGCCCUUGUCCAUUCACAGUUUUCUCUUCAAGGACUUGGAGACUGAAAAGGCGGAACUAGUGGAAAAAACCCGGGAACUGAGAACCAAGUUGACUGAUAGCGAGGAAAAGGCGCUGAAACUCGAAUACGCCGUCGAAGAGCAAACGGAACGAUCCCACAAGCUCAGCUCGGAACUCAAGGCGCAAAACGAGGAGAAGACCGAGUUAUCGUCGGAAAUGCGGUCGUUGUGCGACAAGUUGGAUAUUUUGCGCGAGGCGGCGAAUCGCGGGGACGCCGCGGAAGCCGCCAAUGCCGUGUUCCGCGACCGCCUGGCCCGAAUGGAGGCUGAGCUGGCCAAGCGAGAAGAAAAGCGUCAGCGGUUGGUGCCGGUGUCGGAGGCCGAGAAGGCCGUCGCGACGCUCACGGAGUCCGUCGCCGUGGCCCGGGAAGAAGCCGAGGCGUAUCGGAGACGAGCGGCGGCUGCUGAGGACGAAGUUGUGAGGCUCAGGCGGAAAAUUGACAGAUUGGAAGGAAAGCAGGCGGACUGGGAGCGGGAAAGAGAGGGUCUACUGGAAGAGUUGGCCAGGAUGCGGGCCACAGUGGCGGGCCACAACGGAAAUGAUGAUCUGGACAGAGCUCCUGCCCUGCUGACUGAGCUGGAACUUGAACAGAACUUUGCAGACAGUUACGAAGAACUAGGCCUGGUUCGAGACCAAGUUGGGAAGAUGAGACAGGAGCAGCAGUCGUCUUCGGACGACGGAUUCUGCGACUACACCUUGAACACGUCGGAGAGUUCGGCUACUACUGGCGGCGGUGGCGGUGGUUGCGGCGGCGCCGUGGAUUCCGACUAUGAAACUUGCGGAGAUUCGACCCCUAAGGAGGGAAGUUGCGGAUAUGACAAGGUUGGUUGGGUGGAGAGUCCCGUGGUGAUCGCGACUAUCGACGAGGCGCCCAAAUGCGUCACGAUCCACCACGUGAAGGCGGAAGUGUACGAGCCGCCGUCUUCACUCAAGAAAGGAAAACCCUGGAUGAAGCGCAAGUGGCAAUCCGAUUGA